AUGCUGAUCGCAUCGAACAUCUGUAUCAAUAUAAUGAGCACAUGGAAGUUGAUACAGCGACGGUGUUACGAUCUGCUCUCGUAUAAGUACUCCUUGCUCGUGAUAUUGUUGGCGUUCACUUGCAUAUUUAUCGGCAUAAUACACUUCGGAGAGGUGUGGCUGACAUGGAGCAAGGAGAAGUACGAGGCGGUCUUUCAUUCCUUCAACGACAACAUCCUGGGGGUUUCCUUCCAGAAGAAAUUGUGCCAGCACGUCCCUAUAGACGUGGUUUACACAUGGGUCAACGGUUCAGACCCACUGUUCCUGGAGAGUCUCCGGAGACAUGUCCCUGUCGUGGAUCUCAGUGCCGCAGCCUCGAGGUUCAAUGACAAGGAUGAGCUGCGCUACUCGUUGCGCUCGUUGGAGAUGUACGCGCCUUGGGUACGGCACGUUUACAUCGUCACUAAUGGCCAGAUACCGAGCUGGCUGGACAUGGAUAAUCCACGGGUGACUUUGGUCACUCACGAAGAUAUCUUUCCAAAUAAAAGUGAUUUACCAACUUUUUCUAGUCCUGCUAUUGAAAGUCAUAUUCAUAGGAUACCUGGAAUAUCGGAUAAAUUUUUAUAUUUCAACGACGACGUCAUGUUGGGCGCAGAAAUAUGGCCAGAAGAUUUCAUUACUCAGGCAGGUGGACAAAAGGUUUAUCUGGCUUGGUGGGUUCCUGAUUGUUCCGAAGUUUGUCCAUGGGCUUGGGUUGGCGAUGGAUCAUGUGAUCGCGCUUGCAACACGACAUUGUGCGAGUUUGAUGGUGGAGAUUGUCAGACGACGGCAAUUCCCUUCGACAGCGAGGCGAUGGAAGACGAAAACGACUACCCGUACAAGUAUCUGCAAGACUCUCGUGAGGUCAAUAGCAACCGACUGAAAUUACUAGACGCCUUACGCAGCAAGAAUCCACCGUGGGACGACAUGGAGGUGUCUACGAUUCAAACGUCGCUCGCGCAGGACCUUAAUAGCUCCAAGUCGCCGAUCCUUGCGUUGGGCGACAUCAAGGAUAUCAACCUUUCAAAAUCACGAGUACAACGCGAUGCGGACAUGCAACAUGCAGCCGACGGAAGGGGCAACAGAGUCGCAUUGGCGAAGAAAUCCCACGACGCCCUGCGCUUCAAGCUGUCACGCAGGAUCAUCUCGGUCAAGACCACCACGAGUCGUACCGAACAAUCGAAGCGAGGCCACCCGAACGACGACAUCGUGAACCCAGCACGGCCGAACGGUCCUGCUAAGUUCGGCAAGUUCGCGUACUCCAAUCAGUCGCGGCACUAUGCUCGAGGCCUCGAUACUUACGCGGAGUCCUUGCUGUAUGUCAACAAGAUCUACAAUGCGGUCUACGGGUUCGAGCGAAGGCGAGUGCCGGCUCAUAUGCCGCACCUGGUAGACAAGUGGGUGGUGAUGAGCAUGCAGCGGAAAUUCGAAGCCGAAUUCAAGAAGACCUCCGCUCACAGAGUGAGAAACUCCGAGGACAUGCAGUUCGCGUUCUCUUAUUUCUAUUUUCUGACCAGUGAGAAGCGGAGGGUGUCGAUCGAAGAGAUAUUCGACGUCUUCGAUACCGACAAGUCGCGAACUUGGUCGGACAGAGAGAUAAGGACGCUUCUGUCGAGGCUGUACCCGCUGCCUCUCGACUACAACCUGGUCAUGGAGUUCGAGAGCGCGAUCACGAAUUGCUCGCGUCGCGCGAACCUGCCGGAUAUCGUCGACGUGCCGCCCGGCGAGAGAUACCUGGACUCGACUCUCCCGGUAGUUUCUAGAGAACUGAUCUCCAGCUGUGAAUCAGUCUCUAGGAGAAUGUUGUCGAGAUUCGGCGUGAGCAGCCGGUACCCGCACGAGGUGAUCAAGGCCGGCAAGAACGAGAUCUUCGAGAUGUUGACGAGCAACGUCUCGCUGACGGUGCAGCUACUCGAUGAGAUCCGACGAGAUCCCAAAAAGUUCAUCUGCUUGAACGACGACAUGGAUCCCAGCCGGCACUCCGAGAACGAGAUCGUUCGCGCUCUGCUGAAUGACUUCUAUCGCUCCCUCUAUCCGCUGCGUAGCACCUUCGAGUUGCCGGCGCAGUAUCGAAACCGUUUCUCGCAGCUGCACCAGCUGCUCGAGUGGAAGGCGAGUCGCGCCAAGGCUAGGAAUCUGCUGCUGUGCCUGGUGACUCUGUUGCUCGCUCUCACGUUCUACCACGUGCUCUCCCAUCACAUGCGGAGGCUCUGCCGAAUCCGAGAGCUACCUACGCUUCUUGUGUGAGAAUUAUCCGACUAUACGGAUGAGAUAUUAGUCAAGUACUACGGUUAAGUGUUUCUCAAUCGGAUAGGAUCAGGAUCAGGCGAGAGAGAGAGAGAGAGAGAGGGGAUCUCUAUCCGGUAAGAACUUCCAGUGUUGUUCUCUAAAACUAAAUAAAAUGAUAUACCUCUCUGUGAUACGGCGAACCAACAGUUUUGUAAUUACAUUUUAAUAA
Harpegnathos saltator (Jerdon's jumping ant) is the source of this 2476-nucleotide messenger RNA. It is a transcript of the gene Gnptab, whose product is annotated as N-acetylglucosamine-1-phosphate transferase subunits alpha and beta. Lineage: Eukaryota; Metazoa; Arthropoda; Insecta; Hymenoptera; Formicidae. Gene Ontology annotation, biological process: N-glycan processing to lysosome; carbohydrate phosphorylation. The coding region runs from base 1 to 2265 and encodes 754 amino acids. Gene Ontology annotation, cellular component: Golgi apparatus. Gene Ontology annotation, molecular function: UDP-N-acetylglucosamine-lysosomal-enzyme N-acetylglucosaminephosphotransferase activity. The transcript is spliced from 7 exons. The record is from RefSeq and is a predicted model, not a curated record.